Penicillium canariense is the source of this 1428-nucleotide messenger RNA. RefSeq lists its product as uncharacterized. NCBI's taxonomy places the organism in Eukaryota, Fungi, Ascomycota, Eurotiomycetes, Eurotiales, Aspergillaceae. The record is from RefSeq and is a predicted model, not a curated record. The transcript is spliced from 4 exons. Bases 1 to 1428 code for a protein of 475 amino acids.
AUGUCUACCCUCUUCGAGGCGGCCCAGUCUCUUCAGCCAUCCGCUAUGGAGCCACCAGAUAGCUCAAGUGCAGCCAAGCCGUCAUCAGUCCACACGACGUUUGUUGAGACAGAGUCAUCUGAAGUCACCGUGCAGAACAUCACCGCCAGGUUCUUCUUCAACCGACCUACCAAGGAUCUCAUCCCAGCCCGAUUUCUGCAGAUGGCUCAGAAUACGCCAGCCGUCCAACGAAAGGCCUGGAUCUUCCGCAUUGGUGCCGAUAAUGCACGCCAUGUCAAUGUCAGGGACUGGCCCGAGGUUGAUAUCCGGUACCGAGGCGUUUUCAGGACUCUCAAACGAGUCCCACGGUUCGAAAAGGGUCUCUGGGAGGGAGGCAGCGACAGUUGUCAAGAGAAGCUAGACGAUGGCCAACCUCGUGCACAGUCUCAGUUGGUGUAUGCUCUGCUGAACGAGAUUGGAGAGAUGCUGGAUCUUAAAAGAGAGACGAAGGAUGAGAUGAAUAUCUUCUAUUUGAGGCCGCGUCUCUUGGCCUGCCAGCUCGAGUACUGGACAGGCUACCGCCAAAAGUACAAGGAUGGACCUGAAACAGACGGGUACCUCUCCCUCGAUUUCGAACCCGAUCGUAUCAGCCCGAUACCAAUAUUGCCCGUCUCUACAACCACCCGGUGCUUCCGUGCCAACAGAACAGCGCAAAGUAAACUCACAAAAUUCCAGACAAAUACCGAAGAGCCACUCGAAUCCUCCCUUGCGAACAAAUUCAAGCUCAUGCUCGGCCAGCUCCUCCAGCACGUGAAGCCCCUCCCAGUUCCUGGCGACAAAAUUCCUGACCAAGAGAUCUUUCUCAUCGGCCAGCACGGCUCCAAACUGCACCUCCUGCGCGCCUUCUUCCCGGGCCACAAGAUGUCCAGUCUCUGGUGCCGGCGCGAACUGCCCUGCCCAGCGCCCAUCUUCCCCCCAAUGUCCGAGAGCCUCUCACCGUCUCCACCUGCGUCAUCUCCAAGAAACCCGACAUCCGUGCACAUCGAGCACAGCGACGGGGACGAGAGCGAGGCCGACGCCACUAGCCCGGUCACCCGGCGCCUGCGCCGCCGACGCAGCAGCAGCCACCGGUUCUACGCGGCAGAGAACAUCGAGCGGUUGCGGCGGCACUUCGAGGCUACGAAACUGAGCAUGUUAGAUCGGGAGUUGGAUACACGGACGUUCCGAGUGCUUGGCACGCGCGAGUUUGACCUCUGGAAGGAAGACGACUUCGCGGCUGCCAUACACGUCCUUGUCGCGCUGGAAAUGUACCUGCUCAGCGGGAAGGCGCGCUGCGGCAUGCUGCAGCAGGUAUUCCUGACGAACCCGUACCCGGGUGAUUCGUCCGGGACUGCGUCUGAGGAUGGUGAAGCCGAGGUUGAGGCCAAACCUGAAUAUGAGGAUGGCUAA